AUGGCACCUGCAUUGAUAGAGUCAAAUUCCGGUACCGUUUCUAAGGAAAAAUCCUACGGAGACGGCAACCCCAGCAUCUCUAAUGGGAUCAGCAAAAGUAAUGGGGCAGUACCAAACGGAACCGGGAAGGAAGACCAAGGAAGGACAAUGUUGGAAAACUUACUCCUUAGGGACGAGGAUAUUUUCCAGACCUCUCUUAAUUCUGAAGACUAUCUUGAAAGUUUGGCUCCCAUAAUCAAAGAUUCAUUGCGUUCCAAUGGGUUGUCUCAAUUGAUCACCAAGUUGAAUGAAAUUGUGCAGGAUAAGGACGAGGAGUUGAACACUUUAUCGUUGAAUUCCACUCGUGACAUUGACACUUCUAUCGAUGGAAUCGAUAGCAUUCACAUUGAGAGUGACGACUUGAACAAAGCCUUACUAAGAAUCAAUUCAUCGCUCAACAAAUCCGUGUUUGAGUUGAUUCUGAAGAAGAAGCUAUUGAUCAAAUUCAAGGAAGUUUCCAGUAAGAUUGGUGAAACGAAUAAUACACUCAACUUAUGUCUUCAAGUAUUGGAGAUCACAAACAAAUCACAUGAACUUAUCAAGCAAAAUAAAUAUUUCUCAGCCCUCAAGCUUAUUGAUGAAUUAACAGGGUUGCACUUACCUAAGGUGAAAGAUUUCAGUUUUGCAAUGAAGAUAUAUGAUAGUAUUCCCUUGUUAAGGAAGAUGAUUCAGGACGAAAGUUUUGAGAACUUGGGCAAGUGGCUCUCGAUAAAUUUGGAGAGGAAACUUUUGGCGAUAGGAGAAGGUGGGUUUGAAGGCAUAUACGUCUUGCAAGAUGACUGGGAAAGAAGAAGAAGUGAGAGCGGAACAACAGGCUCCAACUUAGUUUUUCUCCCCUACAAGGUGAAUCUGCCCAUAGAAAUAGCCUCACGAGACCCCAAGUUAAACUAUGACAUCUUCGAGGACGAAAGCCUUCAAAUAAGCCUUACCAUACUUUACGACGUGAUAUUAGUUUACCAAACACUUAACGAGGAGGAGCUAUUGAUAAAGUUAUAUAAUAAAGAGUGGAUGAAGAAAUACAAUAGGAUAAUAUACCCGAUAACCAGUACCACUGCUGCGCACAAUACGUCCAAAUCGAAUAAUAACAACAAUUUACCUACAUUCACUAUAGCGUCUCUUGAAGAUUAUCUCAAGAAGAUUGCAGCAUUUUUCAUCAUGGACAUUCAAAUCAAUCGUACGACCAAAUUCCAGCUCCGUACCGAGACUUCUUCUCACGAUCUUUGGGAAUCAUAUUCAGUUAAAUUAAAACCAGUACUAUUUAACCAUCUACAACUAAUCAGGUCGAACCCAAAUUCCCACAUAGACGAUAUCAUUAUAUUCAAAGACCUCAUUGGUAACUUCAUGCAGGUUAUGGAGAAUUCAGGAUAUAAAAUUACAGAUUUGUAUGAUGUUUUGAUGGUAACUUUCCGUGAGUAUUAUGCUCCAGAAUUGAUCGACCAAUUUAGAUUGGAGUUCUUAGAGUCGAUUCAGAGUGAUCACUACAUGCCUCUUAUAGUACAAGAUAGACAAGAUUAUGACAACGUAAUGAAGAUUUGCUGGUACAAGGCAGGAUCACCAUUCGCGCCUAAUUUUGUGAAGCUGAUGCCCAUCAGCUUUCCCUUUAGUGAGGAUUACGUCCACUAUUGUUUGGGAAUCAGAUCCCUUUUAGAAGAUAUCAUUACCUUUAUUAGCAAGUACUACGGGUAUGAAUUAAAUCAGCUAAAUGAAAUUAUCUUGAAUGACAUAUUUGAAAAGGUGCUUGGUGAAGUAAAAGGUAAGGGUAUAGGGCUGGAUUUGAAAGAUUUUAUUAGCAGGAAUGAAAACAAUAAGGAAAUUAUAUCACAGAGCUAUACUAAUUUGGAAUACUAUUUGUACAGUUUGUAUGAAUUAGGUAAACUCUUGAAUAGGAGAUUGAGACAACAUACUGGAGUAGGAGUUGGUUUGCAAGCGCUGACGAGUGCACAAUCACAAAACCAACAACAAAUUCAGCCAGCGGGUGUAGAGCAAGGUGGUCCAGUGCUCAAGGCAGUAGCUACAUUCACCGCAAUCAGAAAGUUUGCCGAAAAUACCAUAUUCAAGAUGGUUGAUUCUAAGAUUCGUGAACUUUUAGAUAUGGUUGAGUAUGAUGACUGGAUGCCACAACAUCGGAACUUGGAACCAAAUUACUCCAUUAAGGAUUUCGCUCUUUUCCUUGAUAAUCUUUUCACAUCGAUUUUCCACUCGCUCCCACUGUCUUUCAGAACACUAGGUCUCUUUAGGUCGUACGAUUUCGUUGCAGAACACUUCCUUAACAUUUUGAAAGAUGUACCACGUUACAACCGUACUGCCAUCGAGAACUUUGACCUUGACAUCAACCAUUUAGAAGAAUCUAUGAGUAAAUUAUACUCUGAGGAAUUGGAGAUGCCUGAAGAUCUCGGUGCUGACGAAUCAGCGGGAGGUGCUGUUGCAUUACAGUCUACAUUUACUGAGCUUCGUCAAUGUAUCGACUUGCUCUUACUUGAAAACUAUGAGGACUUUAUUAAAAAUCUGACAAAUAGAAUGAGAAAGUUCGAUAGAGUGAAGUAUGAAGAUGGUGUUCAGUUAAUCUCCAAGAUCUAUCCACCACCAAAUAUCAAUGGAGCAGGUGGUAGCGGAGUCGGUGGGGAAACCGGCGGUCUAGGUGGAAGUCUUGAUGGACUCGACCAGAACCAUUCUGGAAGUACUAUUGGACUCGUCGAUUCAUCUGGUAACGCAUCUCCAGCAAGGCUCGGCCUGCCAGGACCACUGCUUAUGUCGUCAUCCACGGCUCAAAAAUUUGCUAAAUUCAGCAGCAAGUUCCGCCCACAAAACCAAUGA
This is a messenger RNA of Dujonia railenensis, 2853 nucleotides long. NCBI's taxonomy places the organism in Eukaryota, Fungi, Ascomycota, Pichiomycetes, Serinales, Debaryomycetaceae. The record is from the annotation of a GenBank genome assembly.